This is a messenger RNA of Melanaphis sacchari, 2060 nucleotides long. Its product is annotated as facilitated trehalose transporter Tret1-like. Gene Ontology annotation, biological process: transmembrane transport. The record is from RefSeq and is a predicted model, not a curated record. The coding region runs from base 349 to 1815 and encodes 488 amino acids. Gene Ontology annotation, cellular component: membrane. NCBI's taxonomy places the organism in Eukaryota, Metazoa, Arthropoda, Insecta, Hemiptera, Aphididae. The transcript has 4 exons. Gene Ontology annotation, molecular function: transmembrane transporter activity.
GUUCAAAAGUUUUACUGAAAAAUAUAAAUUCUAGUGAUAUAAAAUUAGUGCUUUUACGUAUUAGGGGUUAGAAAUUACAUUUGGAAAAGUAUUGAAUUUUAAAUAAAUGAAAAUGUUUCGAUACUAGACAAAAAAUAGUUUUUUAUCGUUCGUGGAAAUGUUCUGUGGCGUACAAUGCGGUAAUGCAUCAAAUUUAAAUUCACAUUUGUAACAGUGUUUAAGUAUGAAACAGAUACAAACCAAUCCUAGUCAUAUUAAGGGUGGCAAAUAUGAAUAUGUAAAAUAAUAAUUUAUACAAAGUACAACAAAUUAAACAUUUGACAAAGAAGAAUCGAAAAACUUUUAAAGAUGCUGAAAUCAGGAGUUCAUAGACAAAUUUACGCCACUAUAGCCGCGUCCAUGUCGAUAUUCAUCAGUGGUAUGUGGCUGGGGUGGCCCAGCUCGGCGUCCGAGAAGUUCAUUAAGCACCAGACGGGAAAAUUGCACGUGAACUUUGACGAACUGUCAUGGAUCGUGUGUAUGAUGGACCUGGGAAACUUCAUCAGCCCACUGUUCGGUGGUUACCUGAUGGACCGAUUUGGCCGGAAGAAGGUGAUCGCCGCGCUUGGCCCGCUGUUUAUCGUCUCCUGGUCGCUGACACUGUUCGUGCCCACUACGGUCGCUCUGUACACGGCCAGGCUGAUGGCGGGCCUGGGCAAGGGCAUCUCAUACACGGUGGUGCCGGUGUUUCUGGGCGAGAUUGCGGGUGUGGACAUCCGCGGCGCCCUGGGCAGCGUGUUCACCAUACAGCUCAGUGGCGGCGUGCUGUUCGAAGUGAUCAUCGGCCCUUACGUGUCUUACCAUACGCUCAACGCCACGUCUGCUGUGGUGCCCGUGCUGUUCUUCAUCGCUUUCCUCUGGGUGCGCGAGUCGCCGUACUACCUGCUCAAAGUGGGCAAGGCGGCCGACGCGGCCCGGUGCUUGCGUUGGUAUAGAGGUUGUGAUGCCGGAAGUGGGAGUGACGAUGUAAAUGCCACCGUGGCCGCGGAGCUCCAGCUAAUGGAGAUGAACGUGCGGAAGGACAUGGAAAACGGGUCGGCGUUCAGCGAGUUGUUCACCAACCGGAACAACUUCCGUGCGCUGGCCGUGGUGGUUGUGGCAUGCGCAGGACAACGUGCGGGUGGCAUCAGCAGCCUGACCGCGUACUCCGCGCUCAUACUACCCGAACCGUCACCAGUCCUGGGCAAGUUCGAGUUCAUAAUCGCGUUCGCCAUCGUCCUGGUGAUAGUAAACUUCGUCGGGCUGGCCAUGGUCGACCGGGUAGGUCGGAAGCCACUGCUGAUCGGUUCCGUGUCGGGCUUGGGAGUGGUCACAUUCUUCUUUGGCGUCUACUACUUCGCCGCCGAAUACUUUGCCGAUACCGCCGCGGCGUUCCGAUGGCUGCCGUAUGUAUGCCACACCACAUUUGCCGCCACGUUUUCUAUCGGUAUCGGCUUCAUACCCGUGGUGUUCCUCGGUGAGAUGUUCCCGGUUAAUGUUCGGUCCCGGUGCUCGGCGUUUGCGUCCGUCACUCUCGCCUUUUUCUCGUUCUUGUCCAACAAGACGUUCCUCAUCGUCUCACACAAUUACGGCUACUACACUAUGUUCUGGACGUUCUCCGCCGUCAACUUUGCCUGUGCAUAUUUUUUGCAUAAGUACGCAAUAGAGACGACCAACAAGACGUUCCUCGAAAUCCAAGAAAUCCUAGACGACAGCGUUCGAAACAGAUCGAGUAGGCGAAGGAAACUACCAGACAUUGUUAUGACGUAUGACGACUCGAGUAAGGUCGAUAUGUAAUGGGUGACUGCAGUAAGUUACGCCCCAAUGUACCAUUUUAAUAUAAAUUGCGUUCUUAGUAUUCCUUGUUUAGAUGUAAAUUGCGUCCCGAGUAUUUCUAGUUUAGACGUAAAUCAGGUACGUCUCGGUUAUUUUAUUAUAUUAAAAUUUUAAAGUUUUUUUAUGUUAUAAAUUUUCAAUUAAUAUUAGCCUUUCCAUUUUCACAGACUUAGGUGUCAACAUUACUGUUAUGGUUGGUUAUUGGU